AAAAUGGUCUGUGAGUGACUGAGUCGGAACACGCGCCACUUUGGAGACACACACCAAUCUCCAACUGACAUAUUAACCCACUCGGCCAAAAUAUAUAUAUAAAACCUAAAAAUAGAGCUGAGGCGAGUCUUAAUUAGACUCUCUCUUUCUCGCCGGCGCAAACUUUCCGGCCCUAUUUCCGAUCAGGAUCACCAAUUUGUCAUCAUCUCUUAUAGGAGCACAACCCGCUGUCCUAUGCAUGCAACAGGGAGAAUCGUUUGGGUCAAAAAUUAACUCAAGAUGGACAGUGAAGCCGGUCAUCAACCAAAGCAGGAACGUUCAAGGACAAGGUGGACAGCACCCCUUGAUAAAAUAUUUGCGGACUUGGUUGUUAAGCAAAUUCAAUUAGGGAACAGACCAAACAAUGUGUUUGACAAGAAAACAUGGAAUCUCAUUCGUGAGGAAUUUAAUAAGCAAACAGAUCUCAACUUCAAUAACAAUCAAUUGAGGAAGCACCUGGAUGUUCUGCGAACUCGCUUCUAUAAUCUGAAGUCAGCUUUUGAUCAAAAUAACGAAUUUGCUUUGGAUGAUUCUUGCUGCAUUGGGUUUGACCUAUGGGAAGAUAUUGGGGCACAGCCUAGGCCUGAAAUGAUCAAAGUCAAGGACUGCCCUAUAUAUGAGCAGCUAUGUGCAAUCUUCACAGAUUCAGUGGCUGAAGGGAAAUAUGCACAAUCCAGUCACUAUGAAGAGUUGGACAGGUCUGUUGGAAUAGAUACUGCAGGACUAAUUUCAUGUCAUGAUGGUGGAACCCCACGUUCUGCAAAUGCAUCAUCAUUGAGGUCUAUGCAAGGAAACAUGACAUCAGCAGAAAAAGUAACGAAGAAUAUUGCAGAGAGAAAAAGGAAAGGUCCAUCUGACACACAUUCUUCUUUGGGUGGAAGCAGAAGGGAUCAAGAAAUAUAUGAUACUAUGGCAGAAACCAUGUUUGAAAUGGUUGCUACUUUGAAAUCCAGGGCAGUUGCAAUAACGCCAAGUGAUGACAAAUUUACUAUCACUAAUUGCAUUAGAGCACUGGAUGAAAUACAGGAUAUUGAUGACAGGCUCUACUUUGCUGCUCUGGAUCUCUUUGAGGACGCUAGUUUAAGGGAGAUAUUCAUAUCUCUAAAAGGCAACAAGAUCCGGCUGACAUGGUUGCAGGGGAAGUGUGGUAAACCAACCAACAGUUGAGAGUUAAGGGACCUCAUGACUUUUUAGCUAAUUUGGGAAUGUAAAUGUCAUCUUUACUACUAUAGUUUUGCUCGAGUGAACUAGAUUGUUCAUAAUAUAUGUCUUCCUUUUUUAGGUGGAAA
Molecule: messenger RNA, 1328 nt
Organism: Corylus avellana
Lineage: Eukaryota; Viridiplantae; Streptophyta; Magnoliopsida; Fagales; Betulaceae
Product: L10-interacting MYB domain-containing protein
Source: RefSeq, a predicted model, not a curated record